UUAAAACUCAGUGGAGGCAGCGUACUGUCCCUCCUCUCCUCUCCUCUCCUCUCCUCUCCUGCCCUGCCCUGCCCUGCCCUGCCCUGCCCUGCCCUGCCCUGCCCUGCCCUGCCCCGGACCCGGACCCGGAGCCUGAUGCUGAGGUGAUGCAACCAGAGGAGGGGGCAGAGGAUCAUCCGGCUGCUGUCUGCCAGCAGAAAGGAGCUGACACCCGAGACCGAUGGUGCCUGCUGGCGUCUCGAGUUGUGGGAUUGGCGAAGUGUUGGCGACCGCAGAUGGACGUUCGCGGGACUUCUGUUGACCUGUCUCAGAUGAAACAUUAACAGAAACCUCAGAUUUGCACUGUAAAUGUAUCUGCAUCAGAGAGCACACUAUGAAGAAGUCGGUGCGGCCAGCGGUGAGUAAGGUGAGCGGAGAUCGGGGGAAGGCUGAGGCCGCGGUCACCGCUGGCACCGGAAAGCCUGCAGCCAAGACCAGCAUUACAGCACCUCUCUCUAAGGUGAAAAGCAAUGAUGAUCUUUUAGCAGCUAUGGCUGGAGGGAAUCCUGCAUCGAGUAGUGCUGUCUCCAAGACCAAGAGAACUGCCUCCAUUGGGACUAGUGCUAACAACAUAGACUGCAAGCCAAAGACAACAACUGGUACUUCAUCCAAGCGUACGACAUCUUCGAAUUCCAAGGAGCCAAAUUCAUCACGAGACCGUCUUCGAACAUCAAGGACAUCAGCCGCUAAGAAGCAGUUGGUUUCAGGGACUGCAGCGGGGGAUGUGGCUUUGGGGAAGCGCUCUCGCGGCCAGACCCUGACAGAGUCUGAGGGCCGUAUGAGCAAGUCUAAAUCAGACGGCCAGAUCAGUGAUAAGGUAGCUUUGGAGACUAAAGUAAAAGACCUGUUGGGUUUGGCUAAAAGCAAAGAUGUGGAGAUCCUACACUUGCGCAGUGAGCUGAGGGACAUGAGGGCCCAACUUGGUUUUGGUAGGAAAGAAGCACCGCUGCAGGAAGAAGCUGGGGUGGAAGAGAAGCCCCAGGUUUCAGCCAUCACAGCAGCUGAUGUGGAAUCCACAUUGAUUCUCUUACAAGAGCAGAACCAGGCCAUCAGAGAGGAGCUCAACCUGCUAAAAAACGAGAACCGCAUGCUGAAAGACCGACUCAAUGCACUGGGCUUCUCUCUGGAGCAGAGGCUGGACGCCUCUGACAAGCUAUUUAACUAUGCCUCACUGAGCCCAGACCUGGCUGCAGGCAGUGGGCAGAGUGAUGGUGGGGGCACAGGUACACUGACCUCCUCAGUGGAAGGCUCCGCCCCUGGCUCUUUAGAGGAUCUGCUCACAGGACACCAGCAUGGAGGCUCGGCAGACAACCUCGACAGUGAAUCCAGCGAGGUCUACCAGGCCGUCACCUCCAGUGACGAUGCACUGGACGCCCCCUCUGGAGCCUCCUCCUCAUCCGAGUCGGAGUGUGCACCCAGCAGGGAGCACUCACGGAGGGGCAGCAGUGGCAAUGCCAGUGAGGUGUCUGUGGCAUGUCUGACAGAGCGUAUCCACCAGAUGGAAGAGAAUCAGCACAGCACUGCUGAGGAGCUUCAGGCAACACUACAGGAGCUGGCCGACCUGCAGCAAAUAACCCAGGAGCUGAACGGGGAGAACGAGCGGCUUGGAGAGGAGAAGGUGAUCCUCAUGGACUCCUUGUGCCAGCAGAGUGACAAGCUGGAGCUCUAUGGUCGACAGAUCGAGUACCUGCGCUCUCUGCUGGACGAACAUCAUAUAUCUUAUGUGCUUGAGGAGGACAUCAAGAGUGGCCGCUACAUGGAGCUUGAGCAGCGCUACGCAGACCUGGCAGAUAAUGCUCGCUUUGAGAGAGAGCAGCUCCUGGGGGUGCAGCAACACCUGUCCAACACAUUGAAGAUGGCCGAACAGGAUAACGCCGAGGCCCAGGAGAUGAUCAGAGCGCUGAAGGAGAGAAACCACAAGCUGGAGCGCAUCAUGGAAUCAGAGAGACAGGAUCGGACUGCCAUGGCAGCCGCGCUCGAGGAGUACAAGGCAGCAGUGAGCAAUGACCAGGCGGAGCUGAGCCGCUGUAGAGCCCAGCUGGACCAGGAGAGGCAGAGGGUGGCCGAGCUCUACUCUCUUCACACUGCGGGGGACAAAAAUGACAUCUGCCAGCUGCUGGAAAGUGUACGGCUGGGCAAAGAGGAGGCUGAGGCCAAGGCUGCAAAAAUGCAGAAAGAGCUGGAGCAAGCCCACAGUGAACUCAACAGGCUUCAGGAGACUUUCAGUAAGCUGGACAGGGAAUACAGAGAGUUCCAGGAGCAGGUGCAGCAGCAGUUGGCCGAACAGGAGCGCACUCUGGAGAAGCAGCGUGUGGAGCUGCAAGAAAAAGAGACAGAGAUCGCAGACAUGAAGGAAAGCAUCUUUGAGUUGGAGGAUGAGGUGGAGCAGCAUCGAGCUCUCAAACUCCAUGACAACCUCAUCAUCACAGACCUUGAGAACUCUGUAAAGAAGCUACAAGACCAGAAGCACGACAUGGAGAGAGAGAUUAAGAUUCUUCACCGCAGACUGAGGGAGGAGUCAAUGGAGUGGCGUCAGUUCCAGGCUGAUCUACAGACAGCUGUUGUCAUCGCUAAUGACAUCAAGUCGGAAGCACAGGAGGAGAUUGGAGACUUGCGGCGCCGGCUGCAGGAAGCACAGGAGAAGAACGAGAAGCUGAGCAAGGAGCUGGACGAGGUCAAGAGCCGCAAGCAGGACGAGGAGAGAGGCAGAGUUUAUAACUACAUGAAUGCAGUGGAGAGAGACCUGGCUGCUCUCAGACAGGGGAUGGGUCUCAGCAGGCGUUCUUCCACCUCCUCAGAGCCUUCGCCCACUGUCAAAACACUCAUAAAGAGCUUUGACAGUGCAUCACAAGGUCCACCUUCCAACGGUGCCUCUGUGGCUCCAACAGCUUCUGCUGCACCACUACCACGCACCCCCCUCAGCCCCAGUCCUAUGAAGACGCCUCCAGCUGCUGCUGUUUCACCCAUACAGAGACACUCCAUAACUGGGUCUAUGUCAGCAGCCAAGCCGCUCUCCUCACUGAGUGAUAAGAGGCCCAGCUACUCAGACAUCACCAUGCCAGCCGAGCACCUUCUCAGGGGAACCUCGGCCAACCGACCUCCGUCAGUUAUCCAGAGGGUCUCCAACAUGGACUCCACCAAGGCAAUCUCAGUGUCUCGCAGGAGCAGUGAGGAGAUAAAGAGGGACAUGUCGGCUGCAGACGGAGCCCCAUCCUCCCUGAUGGCUAUGAAUGCAGCCUCUUCUCCGCUCUCGCUGUCCUCCUCCUCACCCACCGCCUCUAUCACCCCUACAGCACGCAGCCGCCUAAGAGAGGAGAGGAAGGAUCCAUUGUCAGCCUUGGCCAGAGAGUAUGGAGGCUCCAAAAGAAAUGCUUUGCUAAAGUGGUGCCAGAAGAAGACUGAGGGCUACCAGAACAUUGAUAUCACCAACUUCAGCAGCAGCUGGAAUGACGGCCUGGCUUUCUGCGCUGUGCUCCACACCUACCUGCCUGCACACAUCCCCUACCAGGAGCUCACCAGCCAAGAGAAGAGGAGAAAUUUCACCUUAGCUUUCCAGGCUGCAGAGAGUGUGGGCAUCAAAUGCACUUUGGACAUAAAUGAGAUGGUGCACACAGAAAGGCCAGACUGGCAAAGUGUCAUGACUUAUGUCACAGCCAUCUAUAAGUACUUUGAGACCUGACUUCACCGCCUCGCCCACCCUGCUCCCAUGGCACAGCCAGUGCCACACCAGCCCUCCUGAGCUCUCAACAACCUUUCAACGCUACAGUCAACUACUAUACCUCAAUGACCCCGUUUCCCCACACCACAGCAACACCCAGUCAUGCUGCAUGCCAGUUUUCAGUAUUAAGCAAUAAUGAAGGCAGACCAGAACCUCACUGGACGAAACAGCCACUCCAUCAUCACACUACAGCAAAGGAGGCGUUUUGUGUAGCUCUAUGGUCCGAGUGCUUUCCUGUAUGUCUACUGUUACACUAGUAAGGCAGUGGAAUUGACCCUAGUAACAACAUGGUGAAGCAAGUGUGAACUGACCAAGGAUCAAAUCCUGUUCAUGAUCUUUGCCUUCAGUUGGCGUCUGCAUUGAAAGGAAACCAAGUCUUAGUGCCUUCUACCUGGCCCUUCUGUUCCAAUGUUCCUCCGCACUCAACCCAGUUUCUUGUCUUUUAAAGGGGAAUUCCAGCAAAUCUCACUUUUAAAGUGUGCUACUUUGCAAGAGUAGAGGGUUUCAUAAAUAGUCAAAUUUUCCUUUUGUUUGAUUAUGAAUGUUAAGUGGAAAACCUGCAAAAAAAAACUCAAGUUAAGAGUGUUGGAAUAUCCCCUCAGCCCUGAAAUUUCAGAGAGACGCAGCCUUUUUGCACCAAACCUUCCAGAUGUUACAGUGCGAUGCAGAUGCCUCUAUAUCAGUGGAUAAAGUGCCUGUGUGAGUUUGGAUGCAGGAGAUGAGCUUCGUCUGUGGGCCAAACCUCCGCAGAGGCAACUAGAAGUGUCUUUUCACUACAGUCUGUGAAGCUGAAGAUCAGACGAGUUGUUGCCAAAAAUGUUUCAGAGCCUUUCGAUUGUAGAUUUUUUUUGGCUUUGUGGUCACCAGGACAGACCAAUGCUGCAAAAGGCUGCUCCAUUAGCAUCUGAUCAUGAGUGACUGUUUGAUUUUCAAGCACAGAAAUAUGCUACGUCGAACAACACUACUACACUUAUGUUAAGCAGCCAUGACAUACUCUGAUGUUUUUUCACUAAUAGAUUCCUGAAGGUGGACUAAUCAUUUUCAUUUAGUUUUGAACACUAAUCUUACAACUGUAUAAUGUGAGUGUUUGCAUUUUGUAGGCCUGCAUUUGUCAUCUUGCACUUAAACUUCAUUCGGCACAUACAGCACAUGGCAUCAUUUCAUCAUAACCAAAGUAUGAGUGAGUAGAAGAUAGUUUUCUCUCAUAAAAUGUGUUUUGAUUGACGAGAUAAUAUCUGUUUAGAUUAGAGAGCCUUAAACUUUAUCAGCCUGGGGCCUCAAUUAAGGAAAAUAGUUUCUCACCCAGUGACUUCAUGUUGGGAAAUUGUGCUCUAGUUUUAGAAAACCAGCAGACAGACAUUCAGGUGGAGGACUCGUGUUUGUAGGUCAAUGCAGAGUCUCAUUAAAUGUGUACUUCAGUUUAUUGGGAGAUACAGUUAUUCCCUUUUCUUGCAGAGAGUUAGAUGAGAAGAUUGAUACAAAUUUCGUGCUUGUACGGUACAUAUGAGUUGGUAGUUGGUUAGCUUAGCUUAGCAUAAAGACAGGAAUCAGGGGGAAACGACCAGCCUGGCUUACACCAAAGGUGACAGAACCCACCUGGCAGCCCCUUUUCACACUCACAGUGUAAAAGUGACAAGUUGUAUUUUCACAGGUGGAAACGUUCUCAUUUUAGUUUGACUUGUGUUUUAGCUUUAAAUGUAAAUUUUUGUCCUCCAUCUCUUGACGGGUCCACACCAGCCGUUUGCUGUCGGCUAUAGUAUCAUAUUUUGGCAUACAAGCAUGACAGUGAUAUCUAUCUUCUGGUCAAACAGCACCCAAAAAUGCUGCAAAACCAUUUAUAUUGCACGUCAAUGACAAAAUACAUGCCCAAGUGAUUGGAUAAUUCAUUGUGCCAUUGACCUUCCCUGUGUGUUAAUACUGAUGCUGUGUUUGGCAGGUAGUUUUUGUUUGUAUGACUAUCACCACAAGAGAAGCAGAAGUCAUUUAAUUUGUCUGAUUUCAGUUGGCGGCAUUACUGUAAUGCCGUGAGUCAACUGUGCCUCGUACAAGCUGUAUUUAUUUGCAUGGUUUCCAAUCAUUGUAGUGAGGUCACUGCUUUAUUUGUGUGUCUGAAUUUAUUACACCCGACAGUAAGUAGCUGCACUGAGAUAAGCUUUUUGUAUUCCACACUAAACGCCUGCCUUGACUAAAACGGCAGCUUUUGCGAGUGAAACUGACGUUUCGGACUGCGGUCGUUUCUCCUCACCAGACGUGUGACAGUGUUGAAGCUUUUCUGAAACAAGGUCCUUUUCGUUUGUACCUCUUGAGGAACUCAAAUGGUAAAGGGUGGUUCAUUAACUAUUUUGGGAAGGUGGUUGAUCCCCUCAUGUGUGCCUGGUGAAGGUGACUACACACAGUUUUGAUUUGGAGCAGAUUGUGUUGCCCGCUCACACAUUAGCAACAUCAAACCACAUCUCUGCCAAGGCACAACACAGCAGUUUGUGCAGCUGUAUGAGACAUUUAGUGAUUUAAAGUUAGCACAAGAGCCUGCAGCAGUGACACUUUCUUUUUAACUACAAGAGAGUGUGUGAGUGAAUUAUUUAACUAUGUUUGAAAGCAUCGGCUCUCUGUUGAUGGAUUUUGUGAUGCUGUGAUGCUGAGGAUUAUCAGCCAACGGUUUUAUUGUGUUCUGCUCGAAUCCACCACUGGGCCCCACAUAUUUUAUCGCUCCCGACAGCAACAUCUGAGAGCUCCAGAAAGAUUUAAAGCCUCCCUCGAUCCUGGAAGCGGAAUGUGUUUUGAUCACGCUUUAGUGAUCUCGGGACUUUACAUGGUCCAUCAUGUGCUGACGUGGAGUGAUUGAUGAACACUUUUGAGCCCCAGCCUGCUGAGGACAGACCAGACGGCUGGGCGAAGGUUAGGAGGCACAUUCCCCCUCCACAUGAUGCAGCCAUGAGGGACAUUUGACAUUGUCAGGGACCUGAGAUGAUGCCCUUAGAGUGUACAGCUUUACCACGAAGUAAAUGUGAACAUGUACAUUACGACUUAACCGAGUCCACUUCACCAUGCUACAUUUAUUUUUUCUUUGUUUACUUGAAAAUGCUCUGAGAAUUCCACUGAACCCGAUUUAUUGUGUCUUUUUGUUUCCAUGUUGCCUUGUUGUUGUUGUUUUUUUUUUUACAGUCCAAACCACAUUUUUAUUUUGGUGGGAAGGUUGUUUUGUUCUUCCUUAAAAAGAAAAUCCUGAUCACACUACAUGCAAUGCUCAAAUGUUCCCAUGGCAAAGUUAAAGGUGUGUGUGUGUGUGUGUGUGUGUGUGUGUGUGUGUGUGUGUGUGUGUGUGUGUGUGUGUGUGUGUGUGUGUGUGUGUGUGUGUGUGUGUGUGUGUGUGUGUGUGUGUGUGUGUGUGUGUGUGUGUGUGUGUGUGUGUGUGUGUGUGUGUAAGUGUAAAAGGGACUAAGCUACAGUAUUAAGUGCACACUAUGAUGAUAAUCAGUUGUUUAAAAAAGGUCAUCUAGUUUUAUGUUGCUUUUUUUUGGCAAUAGUAAUAAAAGACCAUUUGAAAAAAAA
Messenger RNA from Scophthalmus maximus (turbot), 7306 nucleotides. It is a transcript of the gene specc1la, whose product is annotated as sperm antigen with calponin homology and coiled-coil domains 1-like a. The record is from RefSeq and is a predicted model, not a curated record. Lineage: Eukaryota; Metazoa; Chordata; Actinopteri; Pleuronectiformes; Scophthalmidae. The coding region runs from base 374 to 3718 and encodes 1114 amino acids. The transcript has 16 exons. Gene Ontology annotation, cellular component: filamentous actin; microtubule organizing center. Gene Ontology annotation, molecular function: protein binding. Gene Ontology annotation, biological process: actin cytoskeleton organization.